Aphanomyces invadans is the source of this 1941-nucleotide messenger RNA. RefSeq lists its product as hypothetical. The record is from RefSeq and is a predicted model, not a curated record. The coding region runs from base 1 to 1941 and encodes 646 amino acids. Gene Ontology annotation, biological process: lipid metabolic process. Gene Ontology annotation, cellular component: cytoplasm. NCBI's taxonomy places the organism in Eukaryota, Oomycota, Saprolegniomycetes, Saprolegniales, Verrucalvaceae. The transcript is spliced from 13 exons.
AUGAUGUACGUCGGUGGUGGCGGCGGUGUUGGCCUCGUGGUGGCUGCCUUGCUGCAUUUCGUGGCGGCAACACAAUCGCACGAUACUGCCGUCCUCCCAGUACUACUCAUACCUGGCUACGCGUCGACGCAACUGCAUGCAUGGCGCAGCGAACGGUGUAGUGGACUGGGGCACGAUGUCGCUGUCGGCGAUCGAGUAUGGAUCAAUCUGGCACACUUAAUCGGCCAGAAGGAAUGCUGGCUCAAGUGCAUGUCGCUCCGCUUGGAAGACCAAGGCGACGUCAGCUGCAAACUUCGAGCGGGCGAAGGCAUCUCGUCGAUCGCAGAGCUCGCACCUGGACUAGUCACGGGUCCUAUGAGCAUUGUGUGGCGAAAUGUGAUCGAAGCUCUCACCGACCACUUCGACCUCGGGCCACACCAGCUUAUGGUGGCAUCGUAUGACUGGCGUCUACCGCCGUCCAAGCUCCAAGAGCGAGAUCACUACUUCUACACGCUCCAGCAAAAAAUUGAAGAUGCCGUAGUACAAAACAAGAGCCCCGGCAUUGUCGUUCUCGCCCAUUCGCUCGGGAACAAUGUCUUUCGGUACUUUCUAGAGUGGCUGAGGCGGCAGUUCGACUCCCCGGCAGCGUACCAGACGUGGCUGGACUCGCAUAUUGCGUCGUACUUUGCCGUGGGCGCCCCCUUUCUUGGCAGUGCCGAAUCGAUCGAGUCGCUGACAUCGGGCAGUUCAGUCACGCUGCCACUGGGGAGAGAGUCGCUUCGCCAGCUCCAAGUGACAUUCGGAUCGAUGCAGUGGAUGCUUCCAUUUCCUCGCGCCCCAGACGACCCCAAAGCCAACGAAACCCUUAUCACCGUGCGAUUCCUCACCAAGGCAGAGGCAUACACGACCGAAAACUUUACCUUGGCCGACAUCACAAACGGCCGAUUCCACCGCGCGAUGCAGACAGCGGACCCACGAUUUCACGACUUGGCAUAUUUAUACGACCAGUAUUACACCAACGAUCCCGUCCUGAAUCCCCACUCGCCGUGGGAACGGCCGCCGAUCAAGUCAGUUUACAUUGUGUACGGGACGGGGUUGCCGGUGAGUCCAUUCCUUCGUUAUGAGCACUCUAGCUCGAUCGGUCGGUGGGAGUUGACGUCAGUUAUGGGGGAGGGGCCAGACCCCACCACGUGCUUCAAGACGGGGGACGGCACUGUCGGGUACGACUCGUUGUCGUGGGGCCACACUUGGCUCGGCCAAAAGGGAGACUCGAUCCGAGUGACUCGCAUCCCGCAAGCCCCAUUCUUCACCGACGACGACGUCUCGACCACCCAUUCGACCCGCCUCGAGUACAGUAGCUACACCCACGACCAACCUCAACACGGCGGGGUGUGUGUCGCCCCGUCGAAGCAGCCCCAGAACGCGACGUCCACCGGCGGCCGACGAGGGUUCCUUAGUGACAUGAUGUGGUCUGGCGAGCCCGACCCAAGUAUUACGUUUUACGAAUACACCGACACCCGAACGCAUACGAGCGUAUGGGAGCUAGAUCGAGUGCAGCACCGCGAGAUCCUGUCGCAUCCGGCGUUUUUGAGAGAACUCAAGCAUGAAUUACAGCAGGCGUUUGCGACGGGUCGGGCUCAUGCGUCCAAGAGCUUUCGACCACCUCAUCACGACUCGGAUUGCUACUGGAACUAUCUGGGGGCACAAUGUGCUUAUUCCGAGUAUUGCCAAUACGACUACAAGUUUGGCGAUGUCACACUCGACCAAUCUUGCCGCAUCAAAACAACAAACACGGGUGGCCCCACAGAGACGAACGACAGGGGACCACAAGAUGCCCACCAGGGAGUCUACCCCCCUACUGGACCGCAAUCUCUGAUGGGCGAGCCAUUGUUCAAGCACAUCCUCAGCGACUACACCAGCCAGUGCGGCACACACAAGGCCCACGAUCGAAUGGCGCCCUGA